Molecule: messenger RNA, 360 nt
Organism: Staurois parvus
Lineage: Eukaryota; Metazoa; Chordata; Amphibia; Anura; Ranidae
Source: the annotation of a GenBank genome assembly
AUGCAGACUGCUUUUACAAACAUUUGUGAAAGAAUGGGUCAGUCUCAGGAGCUCAGUGAAUUCAAGUGUGGUACUGUAAUAGGUUGCCACCUGUGCAAUAAGUCCAUCCGUGAAAUUUCCUUGCUACUAAAUAUUCCACAGUCAACUGUUAGUGGCAUUAGAACAAAGUGGAAGAGACUGGGAACAGCAGCAACUCAGCCACAAAGUGAGCAGGGUCAGACCAUGCUGAAGCACACACUGCGUAGAAGUCGCCAACUGUCUGCAGAGUCAAUAGCUAAAGACCUCCAAACCUCAUGUGGCCUUCAGAUUAGCACAACAACAGUGCGUAGAGAGCUUCAUAGAAUGGGUUUCCAUGGCUGA